Molecule: messenger RNA, 1157 nt
Organism: Aspergillus pseudonomiae
Lineage: Eukaryota; Fungi; Ascomycota; Eurotiomycetes; Eurotiales; Aspergillaceae
Exons: 3
Coding region: 104-784 (226 amino acids)
Source: RefSeq, a predicted model, not a curated record
AUAGAAGGAAAACAAAAACAAAAACAAAAACACAAGCCUAUAAUUAUACUAUACAAUCUCAACCCGGACUACAACAUCACAGGUACCUACCUAAUCAUCCAAAAUGACAUCCCUACUCGAAAAAGCCUCGACUUUCUUCUCCUCGCAUAUCCCUCAGUUCCGCUUCCCGAUACAAUCAGGCAAUAAUACCCGGGUUGUUCUUUCUGCAUUGUCGGCGGCGGUAGUGGCAUUUACCCUUCCUCGUGUGUAUCGCGAUUAUCGGACUUUUCUCUCCUAUGGGCCCGGUGGAGUGCCGUAUAACUUGAUCGGAUGGUUUGCGGCCAGUGUGAUUCUUCCGCCGUGGGGGAGGGAGAUGUUCUCGACGGGGGUCUAUGAUGCGAAGAUUGCAGCGGGCGAGACGACGAGCUAUCUCGGUGAUGAAUGGAACAGCAUGAGGAAGAGAGAUCAUCGGCCUGAGGUUGGACCGCAUAUUGUACCGCAGAGACAGAUUACGGAGUUUCCGUCGGAGGAGAUUAAGGAGAAAUUGAAUCGGGACUUCUACGCCUUCGCCAAUCGCAACCAACACCUCGUUGCACUUGCCCCGUCGAAGCUCGAGCUUCACGCCGACGCCCUCUUUCUCGCCGACGGCCUUCUCCCGACUCCCGCUGCGAAGCAGAUGAGGGGCGAGAUUGCGCAUAUCCAUCGGUUGAAGGACUUCUCGCUGCAUUUGACUUUGGCUCCUGCUGACUGCAAGAAAGUGAUUGAAGCUGGUUGGGGGCAACGGCAUAGAUUAUCUGGGGUUUAGGUUCCCAAGGCCCUUUUUGGAGGAAAAGUCAUCUCGCUUCCGUCAGAAUAUCUUUUGAUUUAUGCCCCACGCACUGAGCAAGAGGCUGCGUUUGUGAUGGAGAUCAUUGAUGCUAGUGUCAAGCAUAUGACUGGGUCUUUGGAGGUUAGGUAGAUGUUGGUACGAUGAUAUGGGCCACUGGAGUAUGAAGGUGUAGAUGUAUACUGUAUGACGUUAUAUGAACCAAAUGCAAUGAUCUUCUCUCUCUAUGUCUGUUAGCUGGUUUGCCACCAAAUUACUCUGGAUACUAAUUGUUUUUGCCAUUUCGACGUCGAUCGGUACGCACAGACAGAUCUCGAGAUAUUGUGGAGGGACUGUGACAGAUGGUCAAAGC